Messenger RNA from Planococcus citri (citrus mealybug), 2934 nucleotides. Its product is annotated as double-stranded RNA-specific editase B2-like. The record is from RefSeq and is a predicted model, not a curated record. Lineage: Eukaryota; Metazoa; Arthropoda; Insecta; Hemiptera; Pseudococcidae. Gene Ontology annotation, cellular component: cytoplasm; nucleolus. The coding region runs from base 313 to 2598 and encodes 761 amino acids. Gene Ontology annotation, biological process: adenosine to inosine editing; RNA processing. Gene Ontology annotation, molecular function: tRNA-specific adenosine deaminase activity; double-stranded RNA binding; double-stranded RNA adenosine deaminase activity. The transcript has 5 exons.
AGCAGAGUAUAGAGUGUGUGAAACUGUGACAGACGUGUAUGAAAGUGAUAAGAUAAUAAAAAAAAAUGAAAAAUAAUAAAAAUAAAUAAUAAUAUCAAGUUUCUUCGUAAAAUAUUACUAUUUUUAAUUUUUCUGUUCGCCUUCUUGCAGGGAAAUGAUGAAUUAAGAAGCAAGGCACAUGCUAUGAAGUGUCUUCGGUGACUUCGCACAUGAAUGCUGAUAACCGAAUGAAUGAAACCAUUUUCUCAUUUCUCGGAAAUGAAGUUUUGCGUUAGCCGUUAGCUGAGAAGCGGGUGAAAAAAAUCGAUAGUAAUGGAGGUGAACGACGCGACUGGGGAAACCUUGUCCAAAAGUACGCUCCAGAUGCCGGCGAAAAGAAAAAACGUGAAACCGGAAAUGUUGAAGAAACUGCUGAAGCAAGUGUGCGAAAAUGUUUCCAAUCCUAACGCCAUCGGCGCGUUGUACGCGUUGUUCGAAAAAGACAGUUUUCUCAUCACCGUUACGGAUUUGAAGAACGCUUUCAAAGCUACGUUGUACAUCGAUGGUAUGGAAUUCGAGAGUGUCGCUGGUCAAAAAAAGAAAGCGCGCAACGACGUUACGACGAAAGCUUUGAAGCACUUAUUUUUCGGCGUUUUAGAAAACAGCUCUGAAAAGUCGUCGAAAAAUGAAAUUCCGCCGACUCGUACGAUAGUUGCCGAUGAUUCGAACGUCGAAAGUAGAGCUUGGACGGUUCAUCGCCACGAUGAUACGGUUUCCGAGGAGGAGUCGCCGCCGCCGCCGCCGCCGCCGCCACCGCCGCACGAUACGACCUUACAAGCGGUUGCGAAAUGCGAGAAACUUCAUUCGAAUCAUUCGAGUAACGGAAACGUGCAGAAGAAAAUGAAAAGAGACUGCGAGAUGCACGUCGAUCCUCAUCUGUUACCACCCAAGAGAAAGGAGAUCAAAAAUACCAUUUUGGAGCGCGUUGUCAAGCAGGCGUUAGGUAUAGAAGAGUGCCAAAAUCCGAAUACCAUUACCGCGCUGUACACGCUGUACGAAAGAGAUUCUUUCUAUUUCGAAGUGGUGCCCGUCGACGUCGACGGCAACGGCAACGAUAACAAAUUUUUGGCUCGUUUACACAUCAACGGUAGAGUGUACUCGGAGAACGCGUCCGGCAUUAAGAAAGCUAAAACUAACGCCACGCUGAAAGCGUUGAGAGAUUUGUUUCCUAAAAUUGCCUACGGAGACGAUCGCGACGGUGCGUCCGAAAGUCCACUUUCCGAACACGACGAGUGUUCUCAAUCGUCUAAGCAAGAUUUCGGUUGCGUGAAGCUUACGCGCGCCAUUAAAGACGAAUUCGACGCUACGCGAUGUUCGCCGCCUGCGCCUGCGCCUACGCCUACGCCUGAAGACUGUUCUCCGAAAAACUCUCAAUGUUACAGCUUUUGCGACAUUAUCGCGUCUCUUGUACAGAACAAAUACAACGCUGUUGUACAAUCAUAUCCCGAACAUGCGCAAAGGUACAGUGUGCUAUCUGGCAUUGUAAUGAUUCGAAAUAAUGAUAUAUCAAAUGCUACCGUCAUUUGCGUUUGUACUGGUAAUAAAUGUCUUCUCGGAGAUCACGUAUCGAAAGAUGGCAGCGUUCUAUUCGAUUGCCACGCUGAAAUAUUGAGCAGACGAUGUUUGAUGUUGUACUUGUAUUCUCAGCUCAAUGUUUCUCUGAGCAACAACAACAACAGCAGCAGCAGCAGCAGCAGCAGCAACGACGCUAUUCUCGAGUUACUCGACAGCGGAUAUUACCGGGUAAAAGACGGAGUAAAAUUCUAUCUGUACGUAAGCUCGGCUCCGUGCGGAGACGGCCGCGUAUUUAGUUUCUCGGCGGCCAAAAAUGUGGACAGGCCGAAGAUGGUGGAAAAGCGAGGAGUGCUGAGAGUGAAAUUGGAAUCCGGAAUGGGAGGCAUACCCGUUACCGAGUAUAUCGAUAUCAACCCUACGUCCGAAGAUUAUAUGAAAGGUCAACAGAUGGUUCUUAUGUGCUGCUCGGCCAAAUUAAUGCGUUCCAACGUGUUAGGCGCUCAAGGGGCACUUUUGUCGCACUUCUUGCUGCCGGUGUAUUUCGAUGGCGUACUUAUCGGCGACGUUUUUCAUAAAGGUAAUUUAGAGAGAGCUCUGUACGAAAGAGUCGAGAGUGACGAGCUGAAAAAUUUGCCGUCUUCGUACAAAUUGAACAAACCAGCCAUCGAAGGUAUUACCAGUAGCAGAAUAGUUAUAAACGUUAAGCCCGGCAAAUCCUGCAUGAAUUGGAUAGCGUGCGAUCCGACGACGGUGGAAUUCAUCAAAACCAAAACUGGUCUGACGUCGCUAAAUUCUGUAUCUCGUUUGUCUAAACUCAACUUAUUCAAACAGUUCCUAGAUAUAUACGUAGUUAUUUUUAAGAAUACCGAGUUAGCCGAAGCAGUCUCGAUCUCUUAUCUCGCUUACAAACAGAAAGCGUUGGAUUAUCAACUCGCUAAAAACGUAUUUUUUAAAGCUUUAAAAACUAGACAGAAGGGUCAAUGGAUAAGAAAAUCCGAGGAAUCGGAUUCUUUUCUUCUUGAAAAAUUCGAUAAUUCUCGUUGAGUUAGCCCUUGGUUGUGUAUUUCGCGGUCAUUCUCGUUGAUUUACUAAUUCAUUUUUACGCGCGUAUUUUUUUCCUCAAACAGCGACGAAAGAUUUAAUUUUGGUUUUAUUAUUAUCCAUUAUCGCGUGAUAUUCGUAUUAAGGAAAUACCAUUUAAUAACGUUCGUUUUUCUUUUCUUAUUUUUAAUCAACGAUACUCUCGUAUUUUGUACAUAUUAUUUUUAGAUGUAAUAGUUUUCUUCAUCAUUUUGUUCGUUCUUGUGUGUUUUUUUUUUUUUACUCGGAUCAUUUUUUUCAAUUUUGUUUUUGAGUAUUAAAAAAUUUGGCGAUUACCGA